AUGCCUUCCAAACUGAGGAUUCGCAGUCGCGUGAGGGAGUUCUUCUCCCACCGUGAUGAUUCGUCUAUCCAGGAGGAGGAGAUAGAGCAAAAUGGCCGCCGUGGGCAAGCAAGCCCAACUGCGACGCCGAUAUCCUUAGCUGAACGCCUCUGGGAUCAAGCUUAUGAUGAUUUGAAGAAACACGAUGCUGCAUUGAUGCAAGCGUAUGAGCAGAUUCUGUCUAGCAAGCUUGGUGGAGUGACAUCUGAGCAGAACAUAAUUGCGCAGAGUGAUACGCACGCAAGGCGAAAUCAGAUGCGGCAGCUCAUCCGCGAGGGCCUGAACAAGACGGCGAAAGAGGCAAAAGUUAAGGAGGCCAUUGGCACAGCUAUCUCUGCAAGGGAUAUAAUCAGCUCUGCCCUACAGGCUGCACCACAAGCUGCACUUGCUUGGGCCGGUGUAUGUGUAGCACUGGAGGUGAUUCAAAACCCCAUUGAUGCAACAAAGGCCAACCGCGAAGGCAUCGAGUACGUUAUAAAGAGAAUGAAUAUGUAUUGGGAGCUAUCUGGUGUUGUCCUAAAGGAGAAUGCCAAUGACGGUGGCCUCUCUGGCAUUCGACGUGAAUUGGAGACUCAAGUAAUCGACCUCUACAAAGUGCUCCUCUUAUACGAAAUCAAAAGCGUCUGUUCAUAUUACCGCAAUCGUGGCCUUGCCCUACUACGCGAUAUAGUUGGCCUCGAUGAUUGGAGCGGUGAUUUGAAAGCUAUCAAAGAUGCAGAGCGUGUCUUCCACGAUGAUUCCGAAACAAUCGGGAGGCUAGAAACCGCCUCUGAUAUCAAGCAGCUGGUCGCUCAUGCAUUAACAAAGGAAGAUCAGCAGUGCAUAAGGGAUUUGCGCCUAAGUAAUCCUUCAGAUGACAAAAAACGUAUCGAACAGACCAAGGGCGGCCUAUUACAAGAAUCAUAUACCUGGAUUCUGGAUAAUGCAGAAUACCAACAGUGGAGGGACUCUGAGGAGAGUCGAUUGCUCUGGAUUAAAGGUGAUCCAGGUAAAGGCAAGACUAUGCUGCUUUGUGGUAUUAUCAAUGAAUUGAAUCAGCAAUCAGGACACUCUGGCCUUGUAUCGUACUUCUUUUGCCAGGCCACUGACCAACAACUCAACAACGCUUCUGCGACAUUGCGUGGCCUAAUAUUUAUGCUUGUCGACCAGCAGCCAUCACUUAUUUCUCAUGUACGAAAGAAGUACGAUCAAGCUGGCGGAAAGCUCUUUGAGGGACAAAACACUUGGAUUGUCCUCUCCGAUAUAUUUACAGAUAUUCUCCGGGACCCAAAGUUGAAACGUACAUAUUUAGUGGUCGACGCUCUCGAUGAAUGUGUGUCCGAAUUUGAGAAACUACUGGACCUUAUCGUGCACGCCUCUGGCUCUGAAGCUCAUGUGAAGUGGAUUGUGUCGAGCCGAAACUGGCCCCAGAUUGAGGAGCGCCUACGAAACGCUGAACAAAAGCUAAAGUUGAGCCUGGAGCUCAAUGCGGAGUCUAUUGCCAGUGCCGUUAAUUUUUACAUCGAUAAAAAAGUUCAUCAGCUAUCGGAAUCGAAGAAGUAUGAUAAAGAAACAUACAACAAAGUCCGAGAUUACCUCUUUGAGAACGCAAAGGAUACAUUUCUCUGGGUGGCUUUAGUCUGCCAAAAUCUCGAAAAGUACACGCGGCGUAAGGUUCUUAAACUACUCAGCACCUUUCCACCCGGUCUCGAUUCUCUAUAUAAACGCAUGAUGAAACAGGUACUCGACAUGGAUGAUAAGGACGACAUCUACCUCUGCCAGCGGAUUCUCGCCGUCAUGAUAAGUGUAUAUCGACCCAUUACCAUGCGAGAACUCGUCUGUCUCAUUGAGGUGCCGGAAGAACUUUCAGUUGAUGUCGACUAUUUAACGGAGAUUGUAGCGCUCUGUGGAUCUUUUCUGACUAUCCGUGAAGAUACCCUCUAUUUUGUCCAUCAGUCAGCUAAAGACUAUCUUUCAAAGAACAAAGAUGAUAUCUUCUCUUCUAGCUAUUGGAAUGUGCAUCACAGCAUCUUUUCUCUCUCUCUACAGGCCAUGGAUAGGACUUUAAGGAAGAACAUAUGCUCCUUGCCAUAUCUUGGACUUCUCACCGAUGAUGACGUUCGAAAUCCAAAUACAGAUCCUUUAUCUGCCGUUCGAUAUUCCUGUGUGUAUUGGAUAGAUCACCUUUGUGAGGGGUACACCAGCGGGACGAGCAAUAUUCUUGACGAUGACAAGGACGUUUAUGUAUUUCUUCAGAAGCAUUUGCUUCACUGGCUUGAGGCUUUGAGCCUCCUACAAUGUCUGGCUAUCGAGAUGGCGCCGCUUCAAACUUACUCAUCCGCACUGGCUUUCAGCCCAAUGCAGAGCUUAGUACGAAAAGCUUUCCACCAAGAAAUCCCAUCAUGGGUGCAGAGGUGGCCUGCCGUUGAAGAUAACUGGAGCCCUUGUUUACAGACCCUAGAGGGUCAUACCGAUUCGGUAAAGUCAGUGGCUCUCUCAGCAGAUCGUAAGCAGCUCGCUUCAGGAUCAAUUGAUGCAACAAUCAAAAUCUGGGAUACCUCUACAGGCACAUGUAUCCAAACACUUAAGGGCCAUACUAAAUCAGUGGGAUCAGUGGCCUUCUUAGCAAACGGUCUACAAGUUGUUUCAGGAUCGCAAGAUGGAACCAUCAAGAUCUGGAAUACAACAACAGGCAUGUGCGAAAAGUCUCUUAAAGGCCACACUAGUAAGGUUGAGUCAGUAGCUGCCUUAUCAAAUAGUCUGGUUGCCUCGGGAUCAGACGAUAAAACAAUCAAGAUCUGGGAUAUAGCUACAGGUAUGUGUGUCCAGACGCUUGAGGGGCAUGAAGAUUCCCUCUCAAACAGCCAGCAGAUUAUCUCAGGAUCCUCCGAUAACACAAUCAAGAUCUGGGAUGUAACUACCGGAGCGUGUGUCCAGACACUCGAGGGGCAUAAUAAUGAAGUGAAUUCGCUGGCCUUGUUGGCAAAUGGGCAGCUCGCCUCAGGAUCGUGGGAUAAAACAAUCAAGAUCUGGGAUCUUGGACAAAUUGCUUCAGAAACAUGGGACAAGACAAUCAAAAUAUGGGAUGUGGAUACAGGCGCGUGUAUUCAGACGCUCGAGGGCCACAGUGAUUGGAUCCGCUCAAUAGCCUCCUCGGCAGAUGGCCAGUAUCUCGCUUCGGCAUCAGAUGACAUGACAGUCAAGAUCUGGGAUGUGGCUGCAGGUGUGUGUGUCCGUACACUUGAGGGUCAUAACUUCUAUGUUCAUCAAGUCGUCUUCUCUAGGGAUGGUCAGCAGUUGGCCUCAAGAUCAGGCGGUAGAGCAAUCAAUAUCUGGGAUUUUGCUACAGGAGCGUGCACCCACACACUCAAGUGCGAUGGAAACUGGGCCAAUGAACUGGCCUUUUCAGCAGAUGGCCGGUAUCUCGCCUCAGGAUUUGUUGAUAAUACAGUCAAGGUCUGGAAUAUAGCUGCAGAAGCGUGCAUCCAGAAUCUCGAUGUUGGCAGAGUCCAUCAUCUAUCAUUCGAUCCAAACAUGAACACUCGCAUCUACAGUAGCUAUGGCAUUCUGGAUCUGGAUGUGGAUCUUGACCAAAUUGCUCUUGUUAACAACCCGGGAAAUAAGCCCCCGUUACAACGUGUCGCCAUUCGUGGGUACGGUAUAGACAGGAGCAAAGAGUGGAUUACGAAGGACGGGAGGCCGGUGCUUUGGCUACCCAAUGACUAUCGACCCAUUAUUGCCAAUGUUGUUGGGCAGCAAAUCAUUCUCGGCUGCGACUCAGGUCGUGUCGUCAUAAUGGAGUUUUCAGAGGCUGGGCCAGACUCAUAG
Trichoderma virens Gv29-8 is the source of this 3846-nucleotide messenger RNA. RefSeq lists its product as uncharacterized. NCBI's taxonomy places the organism in Eukaryota, Fungi, Ascomycota, Sordariomycetes, Hypocreales, Hypocreaceae. The transcript has 6 exons. Gene Ontology annotation, molecular function: protein binding. Bases 1 to 3846 code for a protein of 1281 amino acids. The record is from RefSeq and is a predicted model, not a curated record.